Messenger RNA from Oryza sativa Japonica Group (Japanese rice), 2275 nucleotides. Its product is annotated as probable serine/threonine-protein kinase PIX13. Gene Ontology annotation, biological process: protein phosphorylation. The record is from RefSeq and is a predicted model, not a curated record. Gene Ontology annotation, molecular function: ATP binding; protein kinase activity. NCBI's taxonomy places the organism in Eukaryota, Viridiplantae, Streptophyta, Magnoliopsida, Poales, Poaceae.
GUGAAGGAUUCAUCAGAUAUUCAACUCAAAUUUGUGUCAAAUGAAGGUUAGCAAUUCUGCUAAAUAUCCCAUAUUAUAAACAAGCGUUUCUCAAAAGAAAAUUGAAAAAUAAGUACAAUAAUAGGCAAAUGGAUCUAAUAUUCUUUUUUCAUUGGAAUGGAUCUAAUAUUAUAAUCUUGACCCCGCAAAAAAAAUUCUAAUCUUGAGAAACUCAAAAUGUUUUUGAACACUGAUGAAAUUUGAAACGAGGUGCCAGUGUGCCACAAAACAUGUAUAUUGCCGCGAUAUGCGCCAUGCGGCCAUGCCGCCAUGUGCUCCUCCCCUGAUGCAUGGGUUCCCAGAUGACAGUCGACCAGUCGCCCAGCCAGGAGCAGCCUUCCUCCAGGCCUCGUCUCGUCCUUCCACACCACGUCCAGGUCAUUUCCGCCUCCUUUUUUAAUAGAGGAAGAGCGGAAGACAUGGCGAAGCACGUCGCUGGAAGGACAUGAUCUACGCACACAAGCCAUUAUAGCUCGGGGAAGAGACUCACAGAGAGGAAGUGCUCCCGGUGCUUCCCUGCUCGUUUGGCUGCUCGCCGGCCGCGUCCGCCAUGGGGAAUUGCUUCGGCUCCGAUGACGGCGAGGUGGAGGCCGUCAAGGUGAUGGCCCGUCAUGCGCUGCCACAAGCGGCAAUGGCGAGACCGGUCAUGGUCGCGAUCGCGCAGCCCAAUGCACGCGUCGCGAUGAGCCCAGGGCGGCCACCAACUGGUAAGUUGCCGAGCCAGGCCACAGCCACAAGCACCGGCGGCGGGCGAUCGGUGGCUGGUGGUGGAGGCCGGACGAACGCCGGCGGCGACGCCAGCGCGGAGGGGAGGAUCCUGGAGGCGCCCAACCUCCGGAUCUUCACGUUCGCCGAGCUCAGGGCCGCCACGAGGAACUUCAAGGCGGACACCGUCCUCGGCGAGGGCGGGUUCGGGCGGGUGCACAAGGGGUGGGUGGACGAGAGGACCAUGAGCCCCGCGCGGAGCGGCUCCGGCAUGGCCGUCGCCGUCAAGAAGCUCGAUCCGGAGAGCUUACAGGGCGUGCAAGAAUGGCAGUCCGAGGUGAAUUUUCUGGGGAGACUUUCACAUCCCAACCUGGUGAGGCUACUGGGCUACUGCUGGGAGGACAAGGAGCUACUGCUUGUGUACGAGUACAUGGCCCAAGGCAGCUUGGAGAACCACCUCUUCAGAAGUGAGCCACGCAAGGGCGGAAGCGCGUCGCCUCAGCAGCCGCUGUCGUGGAGCCUCCGGCUGCGCAUCGCCAUCGGCGCGGCCCGCGGGCUGGCGUUCCUCCACUCGUCGGAGAAGCACGUCAUCUACCGAGACUUCAAGGCCUCCAACAUCCUCCUCGACACGCAAUUCCACGCGAAGCUCUCCGACUUCGGGCUCGCCAAGGACGGGCCGGCCGGCGGCAGCAGCCACGUGACGACCCGCGUGAUGGGCACCUACGGCUACGCGGCGCCGGAGUACGUGGCGACGGGCCACCUGUACGUGAAGAGCGACGUGUACGGCUUCGGCGUCGUGCUGCUGGAGCUCCUGACGGGGCUCCGCGCGCUCGACGCCGGGCGGCCCAGCGGGCAGCACCACCUGGUGGACUGGGCCAAGCCAUUCCUGUCCGACCGCCGGAAGCUGGCUCGGCUCAUGGACCCGCGCCUCGAGGGGCAGUACUCGUCCAGGGGCGCGCAGCGUGCGGCGCAGCUCACGCUCCGGUGCCUCGCCGCCGACCACAAGAACCGGCCCUCCAUGAGGGAGGUCGUCGCCGUCCUCGAGGAGAUCGAGUCCAUGUCCAGGGGCGGCAGCGGCGGUGGCGCCCCCGGCUCGGCGUCCCCGCGUCCCGCGGCACGGGGCGGCGGCGGCGGCGGCGCGCACGGUUACGGCCAGUCGCCGCGGCCGGGGUCGGACUGGGCUGGCCCGGCCGCUGGCCACCCGUCUCCGAGAGUGAGAUAGCGUAAGAGCGACCGGCGCUUGCAGCUGCUGCAGAUCGUGGGCAUACGCAAUGCUUUUGCUGCACCAUAUGCUUUGGUCUUUUCUGAUCCUCGAUCGUUCUUCCCUGAUGUCCGAACGGAACACUUGAAUCCUUUCAUGUGACCGAUUUCUCGGGAAAGAAACACAGAAAUCUUUGGUGUGCCAUAUGGACAUAGAGCGUAAUUUCUAGAUGAGGGGGAAAAAUUAACAUCUUGCGGAUGCCGUUGAUAAUGAUGUAAAUAUAUAUUGAUAUGUUUAUACACUAUAUAUACUUAGUGGAAACAGAAUAAA